Aspergillus alliaceus is the source of this 444-nucleotide messenger RNA. RefSeq lists its product as uncharacterized. Bases 124 to 348 code for a protein of 74 amino acids. The transcript has a single exon. NCBI's taxonomy places the organism in Eukaryota, Fungi, Ascomycota, Eurotiomycetes, Eurotiales, Aspergillaceae. The record is from RefSeq and is a predicted model, not a curated record.
GCUCUUGUAUGCCUAGUUUUGUGAUAAAACCGGGUGGCUCGUUUGUUUCCCCGUAUAUUUGGGGAUUUAGACCUUCUUCACUUGUUCCAUAGAAGGAGGUAUCUCUGCUUUUUAUAUCGGCGCAUGUCUUGCCUUUUUCUUGCCUGCCUACUAGCUUAUGCCCUUAGUUUUUUCUUAUGUUUUCACGCUAAUGCAACGAAGAGUAUGACCUUGAGCUCCUCUUUUUUCUCUUUUACUUCAGACUUUGCUUCUACUAACUUUAUCUUCUCUAUUUCUUGUCCUUUAUUUCUUUUUUCUUAUACUCAUUCAGCAUGCACAAUUACUACACCAGCGCUUCAUCUUUUCUAAUACUGGAUUCUUGGCUGGCUGACAUGUUUUUGAUGAUGUUACUGACCAACUAGCUCGCUUUAUUAUCUCGGAAGAGCAUGAAUAGGUUUUUGGCUG